CUGCAGCCAGAGAUGCUGUCGGGCCGCCGAGGCGCUUGGCAGCCGAGAACCCCACAUUAAGGGCACCGAGGUGGAGGGGCACUGCCUAGCCGGCAGGCAGAGUGGACACUGAGGCCAGAAGAGUUGGAUGACACAGACCACUGAAUCUGCUGGGCGUCCCCGUUAUGAACCCUUUGUGGAGCACGUCUGCAGGUCCUGUGCGCAAACGAUCUGAUGGGGAUGAGAAAACAUUAACAACAGGUGAUGUGAAAACUAGUCCUCCACGAAGUGCACCAAAUAAACAGCUGCCUUCUGUUCCCAAAAAUGCUUUGCCCAUCACGAAGCCUACAUCUCCUGCCCCGGCAGUACAGUCAACAAAUAGCACACAUGCAUCUUACGGACCCUUUUACCUGGAGUACUCACUUCUUGCAGAAUUUACCCUGGUUGUGAAGCAGAAGUUGCCAGGUGUCUAUAUACAGCCAUCUUACCGCUCUGCAUUAAUGUGGUUUGGAGUAAUAUUCAUACGGCACGGGCUGUAUCAGGAUGGCGUGUUCAAGUUUACAGUUUAUAUCCCUGAUAACUAUCCAGAUGGUGACUGUCCACGCUUGGUGUUUGAUAUUCCCGUCUUUCACCCGCUAGUUGAUCCCACCUCAGGUGAACUGGAUGUGAAGAGAGCAUUUGCAAAGUGGAGGCGGAACCAUAACCAUAUGUGGCAAGUUUUAAUGUACGCAAGGAGAGUUUUCUACAAGAUCGACACAACGAGCCCCCUAAACCCAGAAGCUGCAGUACUGUAUGAAAAAGAUGUUCAGCUUUUUGAAAGUAAAGUGGUUGACAGUGUUAAAGUAUGUACUGCUCGUUUGUUUGACCAGCCGAAAAUAGAAGAUCCCUACGCAAUUAGCUUUUCUCCAUGGAACCCUACUGUGCAUGAUGAAGCCAGAGAGAAGAUGCUGACUCAGAAAAAGCCUGACGAACAGCACAAUAAGAGUGUUCAUGUUGCUGGCCUUUCAUGGGUAAAGCCUGGCUCAGUACAACCUUUCAGUAAAGAAGAGAAGACAGCAACAACUUAAGAGACGGCAAAUCUGGUGCACCGCGCACUUUCCUGCUGGACUCUGGCCUAGUUCAAGCUGACUAAUGGCGAAGGACUGCCUGAAGAGUAAAUGCGUAACAGUGACUGUUCUCGGCGUUGUCCGUGGAUUCGUAGGUUCUAACAGCAGGGUACGGAAGGCCCUCAUUAAG
Jaculus jaculus (lesser Egyptian jerboa) is the source of this 1215-nucleotide messenger RNA. Its product is annotated as AKT-interacting protein-like. The transcript has a single exon. NCBI's taxonomy places the organism in Eukaryota, Metazoa, Chordata, Mammalia, Rodentia, Dipodidae. The record is from RefSeq and is a predicted model, not a curated record. Bases 165 to 1046 code for a protein of 293 amino acids.